Knipowitschia caucasica is the source of this 4047-nucleotide messenger RNA. Lineage: Eukaryota; Metazoa; Chordata; Actinopteri; Gobiiformes; Gobiidae. The record is from the annotation of a GenBank genome assembly.
AUGAGGAGGAUGAAGAGACCCGCUCCCUCUCCUGCUCUCGCUCCUGCAAAGGAACACCUUCCAUCCCCGGCCUCCACAGCGACUGUCGAUGCCCCGGGACGUACCAAUGGUCCCACAGGAGCUCUGGCUGCAGCAGCAGAGCAGACGCCCUCAGCGGCGCAGGUGAACGGGCUGCAGGAGCCGAGCGUGGCCAAGCGGCUGCGUGGGACUCCGGAGCGCAUCGAGCUGGAGAACUAUCGGCUGUCGCUGCAGAAGGAGGAGGAGCUGGAGGAGGUGCCCGAGGAGACGCUGGCGGAGCACAACCUCAGCAGCGUGUUGGACAAGGCCACCGCCGCAGAUCUGGGCUCCAGCAGCUCGGAGUCCGACAUGGAGGAAGAGGACGAGGAGGAGGAGGAAGGGGAGCAGCGGCCUCACAGCCCCUCAGACCUGGGCGGCGUUCCCUGGAAGGAGGCCGUGGAGCUCCAUGCCAAGCUGAGAUAUGACCCCGACGAAGAGGGGGACGCCCAGGACGCUGUCAGCAGAGACGCAGAGCUGGACGAGGACGAAGAGGAUGAAGAAGAGGAGGAGGAGGAUGAAGAAGAAGAGGAGGAGUCAAGUGAAGAGGGCGAUUACUGCCCCUGGGACAGAGAGCUCCAGUCAGGCCUUUGGCUGGACAAGUACCUGACAGAUGAAGACGAUACUGGUACUUUUAAAGCGAGAAACCUUCUGAUCCAACAAGUCCUGCAGCCGGUGGAUCCUCAAGCCCUUCCCGCCGUGGGGGGGACACAGCUGCAGUCUGAGGGGGAUAAGGAGGUCCCAGCAGUCGCUACACCCCAACUCUCUCCACCUCCCCACCCCUCAGAGUGCUCCCAGCCCUCCCCUCCAGAGCCCUGCGAGGAUGACGAGCUUGAAGCAGAGGCAGAAAGUCCGGAUGUAGAGCCCGGCACAGAGAUGGAUCAGGAUGACGUCCCGUCAGACGCAGAAGCCGAGGCUAGUUUGCGCCCGUCUGAGCUCACUGAAGCACUUUCUGAGGAGAACAAGAAAUCUGAGAAUGUGGAGAUGGCUUCCAGUCACGGGCCAUCUAGUUUCAACUCGAUUCGAGAAAAUGAAGCGCUCCUUCCUCCACUCGACCUCCCCAUAGAGCUGCUCCCUCAGACAAAUCGAAUAUCUCCUGCAAGUUUGUUAAAGUCGCCCGGCUCCCGCUUUUUCUCGGAUCCUUAUCUACCGCCGGAAACGGUCUCUUCUCCUUUGACUCCAGCUGCAAAGACCCCAGUUUACCCUGUGGCCACAGUCUCUGCUGCCCACCGCCCCACUCCCUCUCCGGUGUCUGCAGCACUUCCUGCAUCCACAUCAAACAGAUCACAUGUCAGCUCUCCUGUCAAGCCGCAGUCUCCCGACGGAUGUCCUGUCAGGACUCCGGUCCGCUCUCCGGUCCGCUCUCCGGUCCGCUCUCCGGUCCGCUCUCCGGUCCGCUCUCCGGUCCGCUCUCCGGUCCGCUCUCCGGUCCGCUCUCCGGUCCGCUCUCCGGUCCGCUCUCCAAUCUGCUCCCAGCCCACGUCCUUUCCCGAAACCCCAGCGCCCAGAUCUCCGGUGUACCCCAGUCGCUCUAUCUGCCCCCUGACCGGCAACCCCCUCUCUCCCAUCUGUGCCCAACCCAUCCCCUGCCACGAGGCCUGUUCUCCGCUCUCGUCCAGUUCCCCCGUCCGAACCCAGCCAGUCCCCGCCGUCGCCUCCACGCCAAAGUCAGAAGCGUCUGACAGGUCGGCGGAUUCUUCAAUCGAGGACACGCCAUCGAAGAAGACGGACAUCAUCGAGGAGUUCUGGCUCAAGAGCGCAGAGAUUAGAAAGAGUCUGGGUUUGACUCCUUUAGACCGCAGCAGUAAAAUCCUGGAGAGGAGUUCUGUGACGAGCCCGCCGCCGCCAGAGCCAAAUCCAGGGCCCAUCAAGACCAAAGAAGUAGCGGAAGAACAGAGGAAGCCGAGCGGACGCGCCGUCAUCCGCAGAAUCAACAUCACCCUGGAAGGUCAAGUCAUCACGCCCAUAAAGAUAAACAAGGCAGCGGAGAGAAAAGAUCCAAGCCGUAGCUCAGGGUUAGGUUUAAACGGCAGUCACACGAUGAACAGCGACGGCUUCAACACCUUCGAUUCCGCCAUGCUCACUCCCCCUUCCAGCCCCCCUCCCCCAGUGCCCAAUAACCAGUCACCGGCACUGGUCAGGCAACAAAAGCACCAGGCGUCAUGGAGCAACGGGAAGGAUAAGCCUCUGUCCGAGCAAACACAAAAAGAGCCCACAACAACAAAGACCCCGAUCCCUUCACCCAGGACUCAGCUUAGGCCAGUUUCAGCUCCUAAACCUGCUCAGAGGAAGGCUGCAUCUCCACAGACUGAAACUGCUCCUGCUGUCGUGAUGAGAGAGAAAAAGAAGAGUCGGCCGGAUUACGUGAGAAAAUCAUUUGUGGAGACGGUUGAAGAGAUUCCUUUCGCUGAUGAUGUGGAGGAGAGCUUCGACGAGAGAACGCCAGAAUCAAGCAUGAAUAGAUAUUAUACUCCACCCACCAGCAAAGCCAGCAGAGACCGGCCUCCCUUGCACCUAGCCUUAGCGAUGGAAAACGGUAAACCCAAUAUCCCGGUUAAUCCUGUCUCAAAGACCCAGAGGGCAACUCAAUUUUCUCCAGAGGCCAAGGAGAUUGCUGAGGAGAGAAUGAGGGCGAGAGAGAAAUCUGUAAAGAGCCAAGCCUUGAAAGACGCCAUGAGCAAGCAGCUGCACAAAAUGAAAGAUUCCAACGUCGACAAGGGCGUUUCACCGAAAGUGGCGUGGAACGUGACCCCGGAAGCUUCCAGCAAAAGUAAGAAAUCACCCGGGUCUCCCAGGACAUCUGCCGUGAAGGCGUUGGAAAACAAAAAGGCCGAGACUCUGCCCGAGCGCUUCUUCAGCAGCAACAAAAGCCUGGACAGCUCGGUGGCUUCGUCCGACGGCUCCACCUCCACCACCAAGAGCAAAAAGCGCAGCUCGCUCUUCUCGCCGCGCAAGAACAAGAAGGAGAAGAAGGUUAAAAACAGCAGCAGCAGACUGUCGGGCUCGGACGAAACGCCGCCCAAACACAAGUCCCUGUGGAAGGCCGUCUUCUCAGGGUACAAGAAGGACAAGAAGAAGAAAGAGGGCAAAUCGUGCCCUAGUACCCCGUCGUCCAGCUCCACCACGCAGGACUCGGGCAAAAAGACGUCAUCUCCGGGGAGGGCGUCAGAUUUGAAGUCGAGGCGAAACUUGAGCUUUUCUGAAGACUCAGACUUGUCGUGCGACGAUGUGUUGGAGAGGUCGUCCCAGCGCUCCAAAGCUGACAAAACCUACACAGAAGAGGAGCUGAACGCCAAAAUCACAAGGAGAGUCCAGAAAGCUGCACGGCGCCAAGCAAAGCAGGAGGAGCUGAAGAGGCUGCACCGAGCUCAGAUCAUCCAGAGGCAGUUGGAGCAGGUGGAGGAGAAGCAGAGGCAGCUGGAGGAGAGGGGAGUCGCGGUGGAGAAGGCCCUCAGAGGCGAAGCAGGGAUGUAUAAAGGUACUUAUACGUUACCCAAACAGCACAAAAGGCGCUCAGACUAUUGGGGAGAUUCUAAUUACAGUGAAAUCCUGGACUUGCAUCUGGGCGUCGAUCCCGGCGUGGGGACCUCCCGCCGAAGACCCGUGUCCCUGUGCCCGUGCUGGUCCCCCGAAGGAAUGGGCAAGAAGGACGACCCCAAACUGAUGCAGGAGUGGUUCAAGCUGGUGCAGGAGAAGAACGCCCUGGUCCGCUACGAAUCCGAGCUCAUGAUAUUCGCCAGAGAGCUGGAGCUGGAGGACCGUCAAAGCCGCUUGCAGCAGGAACUCAGGGAGCGGAUGGCGGUGGACGAUCACUUGAAAUCAGAGCAGGAGCUGGCGCAGGAGAAGCAGAUCCUGAACGAGAUGUUGGAGGUGGUGGAGCAGAGAGACUCUUUGGUCGCGCUCCUGGAGGAGCAGCGCCUCCGCGAGAAGGAGGAGGACAAGGACCUGGAGGAGGUCAUGCUCUCCAAAGGCUUCAACCUCAACUGGACAUGA